CACGUAGUACAAAGAAGUGGGUGUUGCUUUCGUCAUUUGAUAGUUCGCACUUGUAUCAGUAGGUUGGUACUGUUACUGUAAGUUUCGGAGGCUGAUACAAAUUAGUAUCACAUAUUUUUAUUCGUAGCAAGAGUCAUGCGUUGGUUGUAGUUAAAAUAAAAGGAAACACCCUCUGUCAAGAUGAUAGGGGGUUUAUUCGUGUAUAACCAUAAGGGGGAGGUACUCAUUUCCAGAGUGUACAGAGAUGACAUUGGACGGAAUGCUGUUGAUGCAUUUCGUGUCAAUGUUAUCCAUGCCAGGCAGCAAGUACGCUCACCUGUCACCAACAUUGCAAGAACAUCAUUUUUCCACAUAAAGCGUGCUAAUAUUUGGUUGGCUGCUGUUACCAAGCAAAAUGUCAAUGCAGCAAUGGUAUUUGAAUUCUUAUUAAAGAUUAUUGAUGUUAUGCAAUCAUAUUUUGGAAAGAUUUCAGAGGAAAAUAUCAAGAACAACUUUGUUUUAAUUUAUGAAUUGUUGGAUGAAAUUUUGGAUUUUGGAUAUCCUCAGAAUUGUGACACAGGGGUAUUGAAAACAUUUAUCACUCAACAAGGAGUAAAGUCAGCAACAAAAGAAGAACAGGCUCAAAUAACUUCGCAAGUAACUGGUCAGAUUGGAUGGAGAAGGGAAGGUAUCAAGUAUAGACGCAAUGAAUUAUUCCUGGAUGUACUGGAAUAUGUAAAUCUUUUGAUGAGCCCUCAGGGUCAAGUGCUUAGUGCACAUGUUGCUGGCAAGGUUGUUAUGAAAUCUUAUUUGUCUGGAAUGCCAGAAUGUAAGUUUGGGAUCAAUGAUAAAAUUGUAAUGGAAGCCAAAGGUAUGAAAGGUGGAAGUGGUUUAGGAGGAGGGGGAGAUGAUCCUACUGGUGCUAGAUCUGGAAAACCUGUUGUUGUAAUUGAUGACUGCCAAUUCCAUCAGUGUGUUAAACUUAGCAAAUUUGAGACAGAGCAUGCUAUUAGUUUUAUACCACCUGAUGGAGAAUUUGAACUGAUGAGAUAUCGUACAACUAAGGAUAUAUCUUUGCCAUUCCGUGUUAUUCCGUUAGUACGUGAAGUAGGUCGUACAAAGAUGGAAGUAAAAGCAGUACUAAAAUCGAGUUUUAAGCCUUCUUUGCUAGGGCAAAAGAUAGAAGUACGAAUACCUACACCUCUGAAUACUGCAGGUGUGCAGUUGAUUACCAUGAAAGGAAAAGCAAAAUACAAAGCAUCUGAAAAUGCGAUUGUAUGGAAAAUCAAACGAAUGGCUGGUAUGAAAGAACUUCAAUUAUCAGCUGAAAUUGAUUUGCUCGAAACGGAUACGAAGAAAAAGUGGACACGACCGCCGAUAUCGAUGAAUUUCGAAGUUCCGUUCGCGCCAUCUGGAUUCAAAGUGCGCUACCUGAAGGUGUUUGAAUCCAAGUUAAACUAUUCUGACCAUGAUGUUAUAAAAUGGGUGAGAUACAUAGGUAGAAGUGGUUUAUAUGAGACACGAUGUUAAUGAUGUCUUAUUACAUUAAUUGUAAAUGAGUAAUCUCAAUGCAUAAAUACAAUUCACUCGACAGUUUCUCUUUGUGGCGCAUAUUCUGAACAGUUAUCAGAAACUAGUACAUGAUUAAGAAAAGUAACAAUAGAUACCAAGGGGAAAAGAUACUUUUGUGUCAGUCUUCUGUCAUGUAAUUUUUCGUAUCAUGUGUUAUACCUUAUUACAGUGUAUGCGUGCCCUAUUUAAGAAACUUUUAUACAACAUUUUAUUAUAUCUGAGUUUUAGUGAAAUUCUUAUCUCUGUAAAAAUUAACGUUUGUAAUUUCAUACGUUGAUGUAGAUUUUAAUUGUAAAUUUUCGCGAAUGUGCAACAAUGUAUUUCGUAUUUGUAUAUUGUAUUAAUAAUCCUUUCUUUUUUUAUGAGAUUGAAAAAUACUGUGACCUCUUUGGUAUCAAUAUGAUAGGAGAAACAGAAGAAUCGCUAAAAAUCAUGAUUAAUUCGAACGUGCGCUUAACAAAUUUUAUGUUAACGAAAACGUUCGUUGUCGUUUAUCGAAAAUGAAUAGAGAAUGUCUUAAUUCGUUUGUAAAGGAAUAAUUUUGUCUCUCUAUGUUGAAAUUCAUAUGCAUAAUAAAAAAUGUAUGUAAUUAAAA
Messenger RNA from Megachile rotundata (alfalfa leafcutting bee), 2146 nucleotides. It is a transcript of the gene AP-2mu, whose product is annotated as adaptor protein complex 2, mu subunit. Gene Ontology annotation, biological process: vesicle-mediated transport; intracellular protein transport. The record is from RefSeq and is a predicted model, not a curated record. Gene Ontology annotation, cellular component: clathrin adaptor complex. Lineage: Eukaryota; Metazoa; Arthropoda; Insecta; Hymenoptera; Megachilidae.